This is a messenger RNA of Mytilinidion resinicola, 1982 nucleotides long. Its product is annotated as ERG9, squalene synthase. NCBI's taxonomy places the organism in Eukaryota, Fungi, Ascomycota, Dothideomycetes, Mytilinidiales, Mytilinidiaceae. Gene Ontology annotation, molecular function: squalene synthase [NAD(P)H] activity. Gene Ontology annotation, biological process: farnesyl diphosphate metabolic process; ergosterol biosynthetic process. The record is from RefSeq and is a predicted model, not a curated record. The transcript is spliced from 4 exons. The coding region runs from base 164 to 1615 and encodes 483 amino acids. Gene Ontology annotation, cellular component: endoplasmic reticulum membrane.
CGGACUUGAAUAUCCUGCUGCUGCCAGCGCUCGCGACCCACAGUGGCGCUUCUCUCUCUCCAUCUUAACCUGCCGAAGUCCUUUCUUGUGUGCAAUUGACAAUCGAGCAGUUCUUCCUCCUACCCUCACCGCCACAGCCACAAACAAACUCAGACAUUUCACCAUGCCUAAACUGUCGAGCAUCUUCUACUAUGGCGUCCAUCCGUCAGAGCUGAGGUCAAUCAUUCAAUGGAAAGUCUGGCACAACCCCGUGCAUGAGCGAGACGAGAGCAAGGAAUGCGAGACUCUCAAGCAAUGCUUCUUUUACCUCGACAUGACCAGCCGCAGCUUCGCUGCUGUCAUCAAGGAACUACACCCUGAACUCCUCGUCCCUGUUUGCCUAUUCUACCUCGUCUUGCGAGCGCUGGACACAAUCGAGGAUGACAUGACAAUACCACUCGAGAAGAAGGAGCCGCUGCUUCGAGAGUUUGAUACCGUACUGGAGAAGGAUGGCUGGACCUUCACCGAGAACGGACCGAACGAAAAGGACAGAGAGCUCUGCGUCCACUUCGACGUCGUCAUCGAGGAGUUCAAGAAGAUCAAGCCUGCAUACAAGGCGAUUAUCAAGGACAUCACAAAGAAAAUGGGCAAUGGCAUGGCUGAUUAUGUUAACAACGCUGAGCACAACAUUCACAGCGUCAAUACCAUCAAAGACUACGAACUGUACUGCCACUACGUUGCAGGUCUUGUCGGAGAAGGAUGCACACGACUGUUUGUGGAGGCUGGACUCGCGAACCCGGCCCUGCUGCAGAAGCCAGAGCUCAUGGAAUCCAUGGGCCAGUUCCUACAACAGGUCAACAUCAUGCGCGAUAUCAAGGAAGACUUCGAUGACAAGCGACGUUUCUACCCGAAGGAGAUCUGGUCAAAACAUGUCGACAAGUUCGAGGAUCUUUUCAAGCCCGAGAACCAGCAAGCAGCUCUCAACUGCACCUCGGAGAUGAUCUUGAUCUCCCUGCAACGAGCGGAUGAGUGUCUUUACUACCUCGCUGGUAUUAAAGAGCAAAGCGUGUUCAACUUCUGCGCAAUCCCACAAGCCAUGGCCAUCGCAACUAUGGAAGAAUGUUUCCGGAAUCCGAAUGUCUACAAGACGAACGUCAAGAUCUCCAAAGGACAGGCUUGCCAACUCAUGGUGGACUCAACCCAAAACCUCCAAAUGGUCUGCGAUACCUUCAGGAAAUACGCCCGAAAGAUUUCCAAGAAGAACAACCCCAAAGACCCCAAUUUCCUCAACAUUAGCAUUGCAUGCGGAAAAAUCGAACAGUUCAUCGAAUCAAUCUUCCCUACGCAGAAGUCCAAGGGCGGCGCCAAGCUCAUCAGCGCCGAACAAGAGGCGAAGGAGAAGGCGGAAGCUGGGGAGGCCAGACAGGACACGAUCUACAUGGGUCUCGCUGUAUUCUUGACGCUAUUUGUUAUUACUGGUUUCAUGGUUACGAUUGCAUGGUUCGCGGGCGCAAGGUUCGACAUCGCAUUCGGCCAGAUCCGAAACACCCUAUUCGGCUCCGGAUUCGCUGGAAACGACCUCCCCACGAAUGAGAACCUCAAGAAUGCACUCACGCCUGAGCACGGAGAGUUGUAACUAAGUAGACUGAUGAUAUCCUGACUUGUAAUAAUAAUAGGUGGCCUGUACUGUGCCGCUCGUUUAUACCCCGAAAACGUUUGUCUCCUUCCAUUUACCUUCUCUUUGCUGCAGGAUAGUGAGAUAUGGGCGAUGGUGGUUCAACAUCCGACCUGUUCGGGUGCUGAGCUUUAGCACGGAUGUCAAAUUGCAAUUCAGCCCUUACCAAUGGCUGUGGUUGUGCCGCUUUAGAAGUGCUUAUAUGGAUAUCACGUCUUGCUUGGCAACGAGACUGCAACGGGCUGGCCCUCGAUUUGGUGGGGUUGGUGCGUUGUGGGGAUGUGGACAUACCUACAAACUUUAGAUAGAGUUGUCUAUCAAAUUGGUA